AAUGUGGUAUGUGAAGGAAGACGCCUGAAGUAGGAAGUCCCCUCUGAAUCUUGCGUGCCAUGAUACAACUGCUGUAACUGUGCAGAAGACCAGCACAUUCACAGAGAGAAGGAACUUUACUAACUGCUGUCCAGAGGAAAAUGAAUAACACAUCUUGUCCUCAAGUCAGCAUUGACUUCUCAGGCAGAUUCCUGCCUCCUGUUUACAUCUUAGUAUUCAUCAUCGGUCUGGCAGCUAAUGGAUGGGGACUGAAGUCUCUGCACCACAACUGGAAGAAACUGGGUAAUGUCAACGUGUUUGUUCUCAACCUCGGGCUUGCUGAUAUUUUGUACCUGCUCACGCUGCCAUUUCUGGUGGUUUACUACUUCAUGGAGAGCAAAUGGAUCUUUGGAGAAGCAUUUUGCAAGAUGACAAGAUUCUGCUUCAACCUGAACUUAUAUGGCAGCAUUGGGUUCCUGACUUGUAUAAGUGUGUACAGGUACCUGGCCAUUGUCCACCCAAUGAGAGCGAUGGGAAGAAUAACUGUGACCCACUCUGUGACUAUUUCAGCCAUGGUUUGGCUGCUGGUGAGUGUUCAAAGUCUUCCAGAUAUGUUCUUCACCAAGACAAAUGGAAACGGCACUAAAAAAUGCCACGAUACCACCAAUAAUGACCAUGUCGAGGAUUACCUGAGGUACAACUUUGGAUGGACACUCACUGGAUUUUGUAUCCCACUCCUCAUCAUACUGGGCUGCUACGGACACAUGAUUGUCGUUCUCUGCCGCACAAAUACCAUCGACAAGGUACUGAAACAGAGAAGUUUGAAGUUGUUGUUCAUCUUGAUUCUUCUCUUCUCAGUUUGCUACACCCCCUAUCAUGUGCUCAAGAACCUCAACCUGUGGUCAAGAGUUCUGUCCAAACAGAAGAUGUGUCGUGAAUGGUCUAACGGAGUCUACAUUGCUCAUCGGAUAAGUCGCAGUCUCGUGUCUCUGAACAGUGCUCUCAACCCUCUGGUUUACCUUCAUGGAAAUGAAGAUAUUCCUGCUCAGCUCAGACGACUACUCCAGCGAGCUCGUCAAGCUUUUGUACAGCUGUCAACCACCAGUACUCAAAAUCUCUCCAUGUGAAUUGUCUGAGAAUGAGAAUGAAACCGAACAAUUGUGUCGCAUAAUGGUGGUUGUCAUGUUGUCAUUAACAUGCUUAAAAAAAGUUGAGAUUCUGAAAAUGUCGGACCAUUGUGGCACUGUGUUGGGGAGGCUCAUUAGAAAUGGUUGUGUUAAUGUAUUAUAUGAAUGUGUGAAAAACAGGAAGUAACACAAUACAUCUGCAACAUGUGCACAUCAAAGAGAUACAAUUUGGUUAAUUUGGUUUGGUUUUAGUUAGUCAUUUGAUGCAAAGGCUGGGGUGAAACCUCACAACUGACGUUGAUUAGACUUUGCCAAGAGAAAAGCUCAUCACCCCGUCAAAGUAUGUUUUUAUAAAUAACUACAGCAUAUGGUUUUCUGCUUCACACCUGAUUCAAAUGAUCAACUUGUCAUUAAGGUCUGCAGAAGCCUGUUAAUGACCAGUUCAUUUGAAUCAGGUGUGUUGGAGCAGAGACAGAAACUUCUAAAACAUGCAGGACAGGAGGUUCCCAGGACCAGGACUGAAAAACGUUGUAAUUCCUAUUCUGGCAGUAUGCUUCAAGGUUCAAAAAUAAUUUUGGUCUGGUGGACCUUCCUGAUUUUCUCAUUUGUCUUCCUCCUCUUAAAAUACUUGGCUCUGACUCACUGCUAUGCAGUAGCUAAAGUUUUUUCCUGGUUUCCUUUUAAUGCUUUUAAUACCUCCUUUUUACACCUACCAUUGAUAAGCAUGGCAGUGCUUACACUUUUUGCCUCAGCAUAAACACAAAAGUUAACUACACACAUCCCCGUUGUACUUCACAGGAGUGACUUAAAAUACCAAUGUGCAUGUGUGUGUUUUUUUAACCUGUGACUGUGAUUUCAUGUUCAGUAUUUUUCUGUACAGAGUCUUAAUCAGAUUUGUUUCCAGGAACUGUAAAGUCAUGCAUGAAGGUGCAAAAAUUUAGAAACGCUCGAAAAUCUUGUUAUAGUGUUGUGUGGACUCAGAGCAGAGACUCAAAGCCACACUACAAUAAAUUCUAAGUUUUAGCUGUGUCAAAUUGUUCAGGAAAAUCUUCCCUCGAAGUCCAGUAGAAUCAUCAACAGGAGACAGGAUUCUGAGCAGCAAAGACUUUAAUGCCGGCAAAAAAGGGAAAACCGUUCACAAAGCACACUAGGUACACAUGAAGGGUCUCUCACAAAAUGACUGGUGGCUUCACAUUAUAUACCUUAGGGUCUGGACCUUUCCACGCCUAUUGUCCAUCCCUUUACCAUCUUUUCUUACACCAUUAGGUUUCUCUUUUCGUCCUGGAUUGGUUGGUGACUUUUUACACCAUUAGGUCAGCUUGCCCUAGGUUUUCUGGGGACUUUACACUGGCCUUAUCUUGCACCUGUUAGUCUUUAUUUAUUUAUUUUUUAUUUGCUUCUUAAGCACAGUUUACACCAUUAAUUCUCUUCUCUGGGCUGCCUUCCAGUUUCGGCCUAAGUUUCGGCUGGCACUAGACACCAUUCUUUUUUUUAUUUUUUAUUUUUUUAAAAAUAAUUGUUUUAUGCAGGAUUAUAAUAAAUGUUCUCUUUCAGGCUCACAGUCAUUAUAAUGAGAUUACAUUGACAGUGUAUGGCUACCAUAGACAGUGUUUAACUACCGUAAAACAGUUUCACAAUUACACAGUUUUACCUUCCAUAGCUUACAGGCCCUUAACCAGUUGUACCUUUUUAAUACAGCUGUAUCUUGCUUUUCUUUCAAUCUAAAUGAAAACAUAACAUGACUACUUCAUGCUAUCAUAUUGCAUUGCAUACUAUAACUACAUAACUAUAAUUACUAUAACUUUAGCUCAAGCUUUAGCUCAACUUACAUAGAAAUUAUACCACAAUAGCUGCGAAGAUGUCCAUGUCUUUAGAAUGUGAUGUCAUUAAAGUCCCUUUUGGUGUCGAAGGUCCGAAUACUUUUGCCCAUAAUGUAAUGAGGAGUAUUCUUUUCUAAGCCGUCUCACUUUACUGCAAAAACCAAAGUAAGGUGGCAGCUGGCAGGGGGGAGAUCAUCAGAAAACUUAAUCUAGUGAGAAAAGACACCACUGCAAUAAUUACAUAUUGCUGUUGGCUAUAUUGUGUGUUAUUUCCAGUUAAGAAACAUGUGAAUAUCACAAUAUAAAAUGUAUGUUUUCAGUUGACACAAGUACAAACGUAGGAAGAUAUGCUAUUGUGUUAUCUGACUGAAUAACGGUACCGACUAAUCUGUUAUUCAGUCAGUAUGUUAUGUCAUCUGACUGAAUAACAGAUUAGUCAGCACUGUCUGUUAUGUCAGGAAGGAAGUAUCACCAGUAAAAUAUACAGUGUGAACAUACAGAAAGAAUUAUUAUUCUUUCUGUAUGUUCACACUGUAUAUUUUACUGGUGAUGGUAAAUGGUAUACCGCGGUGAACUAACUUAUAAUGCUGCAUUACCAUAGCAAGACAUUAGACUCAGACUCACCAGCUUGGUUAGAAGUCCCCUAGCCCUAGGGGCAACCGUGGCCUAGAGGUUGGAGAAGCAGCCUGUGAUCGGAGGGUCACCGGUUCAAUUCCCCCACCAGAUGGGCAGGAAAAAUUUAAAUGUGGUGGAGUAAU
Scatophagus argus is the source of this 3684-nucleotide messenger RNA. Its product is annotated as P2Y purinoceptor 1-like. Gene Ontology annotation, cellular component: membrane. The transcript has a single exon. The coding region runs from base 141 to 1106 and encodes 321 amino acids. Lineage: Eukaryota; Metazoa; Chordata; Actinopteri; Scatophagidae. Gene Ontology annotation, biological process: G protein-coupled receptor signaling pathway. Gene Ontology annotation, molecular function: neuropeptide receptor activity. The record is from RefSeq and is a predicted model, not a curated record.